Molecule: messenger RNA, 381 nt
Organism: Cylindrotheca closterium
Lineage: Eukaryota; Bacillariophyta; Bacillariophyceae; Bacillariales; Bacillariaceae
Source: the annotation of a GenBank genome assembly
AUGAUCAAAGCCUACAAGAAUACUUUUGCUUCUUGCAAAAGAAGUGGCAAUCACAAAGAAUACGCAGAAAAGCUUGCGGAAGGGUCGUCUGUUCAGGCAGCCAAAUUGGCAAGCCAAUUCAAAGAAUAUGAUAACUUUGCCAAAAACUCCAAGUGGCUCAUGUAUCUUCAUCGAAAGAUAGAGACCUAUGGUCAGACCUCUUGGGGAAACUGUGCAGUCAAAUCCCAGAAGAACUCUUCCGCGAAUCAACAACAAGUGGCUCCACAGCAAUGCCUCCUCAAUACCAACAGUCAAAUGGUAAAAGAGGUACCCAGAAGCGAGGAGCUCCUAGUCGUUCCAAUGACACUGCGAUCGCAUUCACUCCUCCACCAGAAGUACUAG